GGCUGUUGCCCGGAAGUGACGUGUUCGGCAGGCUGUCACCGGAGCUGUUAGCCGCCUGCUGCCCUGAAAACAACAAGUGAAAUUCUUUGAUAAAGACGUCGUCAAGUCCAAGUUAAACUUUCUCCUGUAGGAAUAUGGAUGACGACGUGCUGACGACCCUGAAGCUCUUGAUUAUUGGCGAAAGUGGCGUCGGGAAGUCCAGUCUCCUCCUGAGGUUCACAGAGGAUACCUUUGACCCCGAGCAGUCAGCGACAAUAGGUGUGGAUUUUAAAGUAAAGACACUCGCAAUCGAUGGGAACAAAGCAAAGCUCGCCAUAUGGGACACAGCCGGACAGGAAAGGUUUCGCACCCUGACGCCCAGCUACUACCGCGGUGCCCAGGGAGUCAUACUUGUAUAUGACGUGACAAAGCGUGAUACUUUUACAAAGCUUGAAAACUGGCUGAAUGAACUGGAAACCUACACAACGCGCAAUGACAUUGUAAAGAUGCUGGUUGGGAACAAAAUUGAUCGGGACGACCAUGAAGUGGACAGAAAUGAGGGGCUGAAAUUUGCUAGGAAACACUCCAUGCUUUUUAUUGAGGCCAGUGCAAAGACCAAAGAUGGUGUCCAGUGUGCCUUUGAGGAGCUUGUGGAGAAGAUCCUCCAGACUCCAGGGCUUUGGGAGAGUGAACACCAGGGUCAGAAGGUCCGUCUGGGGGACCAGGAGCGGGGCAGUGGCGGGGCAUGUGGAGGAUACUGUUCCAUACCCUGAAACUGCACAGAAGAAAAAGAAAAAAACAACCUAAUAGGAACGACUACGGACCAGGAACUGAGAGAAAGAAAGGGAGGAGGUGGAACUGGAUGAGUGCUUUUUAGAAAAAGUUAAAUAUUGGUCUGUCGGUCGAAAGACUUUGCUGUUUGCACACUUCCUUCUCAACCAUCAUCUGUCACUACUUUCUGUUUAAAACAUGAAUGAAAGGAUCAUGCAAAAAUAGCCUCUUGCCUAAGGAAGUAUAGUGUUUUAAAUUGACAUGCCAAGUAUACGUCAUACGAGUACGUCUGGCUUGAAUUUAGCUUAUUGGCAGCAGUGACUCUGUUGUGCAUUAAGGCAUCAGGUUAAUAGCGCAGUGCCUAUUACAUGAACCAAUUUGUAGCUAGCAGUACAUAGCUUGUCAAAUUUUACCCCAAAUAAUCAAUUAAAAUCAAUUCAGAAGUUCCCUGUUUAUGAUUUGUGAGCUGUAAAACGUCUGUUGCUGCAAAGUUAGAGUACAAAAUGUUCUACGGGACAUUUAUCUGCAAGCUUUAUCUCAUAUACAACACAUCAGCUGAAAUGAGGACAGUGGUGGAAGAGACGUGUGGAGUGUGAGCGAUCUGUCAUUAAGCACUACAACACUGUGAAUCCUCCCGAGUAAGACAUUUUACAAUGGACCCCAGUUGCCGACACUAGUUUAUUUUGACUGUUAAUUCCAUUAUUAUUCAUUUGAUGGUGAUUUCAAUUGAAAUCAAUGCUUCAGAAAGUUUUUUUUCUUCUUCUUAUUUUCAUGGGAAUGUGCAAGUUACCAUAUUUUUCUUGUAGGAUUUCCUGCAACCAAACUUGUCUUUGCAUGUCUAAUCUGGACCAUAACUUCCACAGUGUAAGGUUUACAGUAUUUAAGAGCUCUUGCAAUACAUAAGUAAAACCCCUUUUUUUAAACUCACUUAAGUUCAAAGCUUUUUUUGUAUCUGAUCUGGCAAAAAGACAAGCAGUUUGUUCAUUUUCUCUCUUUUAUUUAUCCGUUUCUGUGUGGUGCUGUGGUCCAUAUGAUGUCCCACUGAGUUAAUGAAGGCAUUUCUCAUAGUAUGAGAACAUUCCUAAGAGCUUUGUUCCUUCCUGUCUACACUAUAAUAUGGAUUUGAUGUAUAGUUGCUAUUUGUUUCAAUUCCUUUUUGUUUAAAAUCAUGUUUCCCUUUUUCCUGUUGCGUUUGCUGUGCAUCUAUUUUGAAUCAUAUUCAGCAAUAUGUAAAAUUAAUAUCUGCCUUAACAUUGAAUGACACGCUAGAGUUAUGGUCCAGUAACGUUUGUAUUAUUUCAAACUGAAAUAAAUGACAACCUCAAGAUGCCGUCA
Molecule: messenger RNA, 2085 nt
Organism: Centropristis striata (black sea bass)
Lineage: Eukaryota; Metazoa; Chordata; Actinopteri; Perciformes; Serranidae
Product: ras-related protein Rab-18-B
Exons: 7
Coding region: 135-752 (205 amino acids)
Molecular function (GO): GTPase activity; GTP binding
Source: RefSeq, a predicted model, not a curated record